AUGUUAGCAGUCUGGAAUAUAAGAGGAUUAAACAAUCCUCUUAAGCAAUCUGAGAUUGCUAGUUUGAUUAGAAGAAACAAGUUAAGUGUUGUAGGUAUUGUUGAAACUAGAGUUAGUCAUGCUCAGUUUGAUAAUGUGUGGAAGAAAUUCGGGAAUAAGUUGCCUAAUUGGGGUAUCUUGCAUAAUUACUGCUGCUCUGAUAUGGGAAGAGUUUGGAUCAUAUACAAUAAAGACAUGGUCAAUAUUCAGGCUAUUAAGAUGCAUAGCCAGUUUAUCCAUUGUCAGUUAGAUUGUGAUGGGAUUUCCUUCAUGUGUACCUUUGUGUAUGGGUCGUAUGUAGCUCAUGAUAGAAUUGAUUUGUGGAACCAAUUGAAUGGGAUCAGUCUGAAUAUAAAUCUUCCUUGGAUUAUUUUAGGAGAUUUCAAUGCAGUGAUAAGCAAUGCUAACAGGUUAGGAGGGAAUGAUAUAGAUGUGCAGGCUGCUAGUGAGUUCCAGGAUUGGACAAUAAAUUCCAAUGUUAAUGAGCUCCCCCAUUCUGGUAACCAUUAUACAUGGUGUAAUAACCAGUGUGGAGAUAAUAGGAUUUGGAGGAAGUUGGACUGGGUUUUUGUGAAUGAGAGCUGGAUGAAUAGCUGGGAGGAAUCUUUCUAUGUGGUUCAUAACCCUGGAAUCUCUGACCACUCCCCCCUGGUUGUUUCUCUCAACAAUGGAACGUACAUUAGGAGAUCCCCUUUCAGAUUCUUUAACUCCUGGUGUGAGCACCCUAACUUCAGUGCUAUCAUAGAUGAUGGUUGGAAAGCUAAUUUCAAUGGAUGCAUGAUGUAUAAAGUGUACCAGAAGUUGAAGAUUGUGAGGAGGAGUCUUAGAGCUAUGAACAAGGAAGUAUUUGCUGACAUUUCUAACAAAGUAAAUGAUACAAAGAAGUUACUUAAUUCUCUUCAAACAGAUAUUAUGACAGAUCCUUUCAACAGUCAUCUGCAGGAAGAGGAAAGGGCAGUCUGCUAUCAUUUACAAAAACUGAUCAGGUAG
This is a messenger RNA of Mercurialis annua (annual mercury), 1029 nucleotides long. RefSeq lists its product as uncharacterized. The record is from RefSeq and is a predicted model, not a curated record. Gene Ontology annotation, molecular function: catalytic activity. The coding region runs from base 1 to 1029 and encodes 342 amino acids. Lineage: Eukaryota; Viridiplantae; Streptophyta; Magnoliopsida; Malpighiales; Euphorbiaceae. The transcript has a single exon.